This is a messenger RNA of Theobroma umbraticum, 1321 nucleotides long. Its product is annotated as basic form of pathogenesis-related protein 1-like. Lineage: Eukaryota; Viridiplantae; Streptophyta; Magnoliopsida; Malvales; Malvaceae. Gene Ontology annotation, cellular component: extracellular region. The record is from RefSeq and is a predicted model, not a curated record.
UUAAUUAAACCUGUCUGAUAGUGUUCAUUCUUUUAUGGAAUGUAACAACUCAGAUAAUUAUGAAUGUAUUUCUAUAUAAACCAACAUGUAAAAUUGCAAUAAACCUAUGCCUUUUCCGAAGACAGGAAAAUGGGAUUAACCAAAUUUUCAUUAGCAACUUGCCUAUUAGCUUCAACUCUAGCUCACGUUUCCCUCGGCCAGAACUCCCCUCAAGACUACCUUAGAGUCCACGAUGCAGCUCGUGCACAGGUUGGGGUCGGGCCGAUGACUUGGGACGCCAAGGUUGCGGCCUACGCGCAGGAUUACGCUAACAAAAGGGUUGCAGACUGCGGCCUGGUUCAUUCGGACGGACCCUACGGUGAAAACCUUGCGGAAGCCUCCUACGCCUUGACAGGCGCGGAAGCGGUGCAAAUGUGGGUCGAUGAGAAGCCUUACUACAACUACGAUGCCAACAUAUGUGUUGGGGGACAGUGCUUGCAUUACACUCAGGUGGUUUGGCGAAACUCGACUCGACUUGGGUGUGCUAGAGUUAAGUGCAACAGUGGCUGGUGGUUUGUGACAUGCAACUAUGAUCCUCCAGGGAACUAUGUGGGAGAACGUCCUUACUAAUUGAGUAGUUUUUGACUCAUUCAUACAAUAAAAGGUUAAUAUGUUUUGAUUGGAGAACACAUUGAAAGGAAAGAUGCUACUAUUUGAUUCAUCCAAGAAGAGACUUUGGCUUUUGUUAUUUUGGUCUAUAUUCUAGAAGAUAGAUCCAAUUUACAUUUAUAAAUAUAAAUUAAGUUACACAAAAAGAAAUAUUUCUCUCGUGAUAUUGAAACAAAACGUGAGUUUUGAACAAUUCAUAAAUAAACUAAAACUCUUAAAGGUAGAACAAUCUCAAUGAAAAUAGGGAAAAUACCAAAAAAAGCAGUCAAAAAAGACUAUCCUUAAAAGAAAUAUCUAACUGUCAAAAAUCGAGCAACUAAGCAGCCAAGAAAAAAAUCCAGCAAACACCAGGAAACUCUAUAACACUGCAAAAAAAAAAACAAAUAUGGAGCAGCCACCAAUUUCAUCACCAAGUAUCAAACAUUCAAUCCUUGAAGCACACCCCUAUCAUUUGAGUGCCCAUCCGCCUCACAAAACCAUUCCAUCAAUCCAACAACCCCGUUUACAAUUCUCCUUAAGAAUUGUAGAGAAAUUAAACUCUGGAUUUGGGUAUAGAUCGAUCCUAAAGGAAACUAUGAAGAGAAAAAAUCGUUGAAAUGGCAAAUAAAAUAACAUAAAACUUGACUCCAAUACAGGGUAAAUGUCCAUUUGUCCAUGACAAUAUUGACAAUUC